AUGAGGGAGUGCAUCUCGAUCCACAUCGGACAGGCCGGAAUUCAGGUCGGCAAUGCCUGUUGGGAGCUUUACUGUCUCGAGCAUGGCAUUCAGCCUGAUGGACAAAUGCCCAGUGAUACCACUGUUGGUGGAGGUGACGAUGCCUUCAACACAUUCUUCAGCGAGACUGGUGCAGGCAAACAUGUCCCCCGAGCAGUGUUUGUAGAUCUCGAGCCAACAGUGAUUGAUGAGGUCCGCACGGGCACAUACCGCCAGCUGUUCCACCCCGAGCAGCUCAUCAGCGGCAAAGAGGACGCGGCCAACAACUUUGCCCGGGGCCACUACACGAUUGGCAAGGAAAUCGUGGACCUUUGCCUUGACAGGAUCCGUAAGCUUGCUGACAACUGCACUGGCCUUCAGGGCUUUCUCGUCUUCCACGCUGUGGGUGGCGGCACUGGAUCUGGGCUCGGUUCCCUCUUGCUCGAGAGGCUCUCUGUUGACUAUGGCAAAAAAUCGAAGCUCGGGUUCACAAUUUACCCUUCCCCCCAGGUCUCGACAGCUGUUGUCGAGCCUUACAACUCGGUUCUUUCCACUCAUUCCCUCCUCGAGCACACUGAUGUCGCUAUUCUUCUGGAUAAUGAGGCAAUUUACGACAUUUGCCGCAAGUCUCUUGACAUCGAGAGGCCGACCUAUACAAACCUCAACCGGCUCAUCUCUCAGGUGAUAUCUUCACUAACUGCUUCACUGAGAUUCGACGGUGCCCUGAAUGUUGAUGUGAAUGAGUUCCAAACCAAUCUUGUCCCGUACCCAAGGAUCCACUUCAUGCUCUCAUCUUACGCGCCCGUUAUCUCAGCUGAGAAGGCCUACCAUGAGCAGCUUUCCGUGGCUGAGAUCACAAACACAGCCUUCGAGCCCUCGUCUAUGAUGGUCAAAUGCGACCCGCGCCAUGGAAAGUACAUGGCUUGCUGCCUCAUGUACAGAGGCGAUGUAGUCCCGAAAGAUGUUAAUGCUGCUGUGGCCACCAUCAAAACGAAGAGGACCAUUCAGUUUGUCGACUGGUGCCCGACUGGAUUCAAGUGUGGAAUUAACUACCAGCCACCGACUGUUGUCCCAGGCGGGGAUCUUGCGAAAGUUCAGAGGGCUGUGUGCAUGAUUUCAAACUCGACAAGUGUUGCUGAGGUUUUCUCGAGGAUUGACCACAAGUUUGACUUGAUGUAUGCUAAGCGUGCGUUUGUGCAUUGGUAUGUAGGUGAGGGUAUGGAGGAAGGAGAGUUCUCAGAGGCUCGGGAGGAUUUGGCUGCUCUGGAGAAGGAUUAUGAGGAAGUCGGGGCUGAGUCGGGUGAAGGUGAGGAUGACGAACCGGAGGAUUAUUGA
Molecule: messenger RNA, 1353 nt
Organism: Striga hermonthica
Lineage: Eukaryota; Viridiplantae; Streptophyta; Magnoliopsida; Lamiales; Orobanchaceae
Source: the annotation of a GenBank genome assembly